GUCGCGGCGGCGGCGGCUGGGCCGGCAGCACGAUGUCACUAGUAGAUUUGGGAAAGAAACUUUUAGAAGCUGCACGAGCAGGUCAAGAUGACGAAGUUCGCAUUUUGAUGGCAAAUGGAGCACCUUUUACCACAGAUUGGCUGGGAACAUCUCCACUUCAUCUAGCAGCACAGUUUGGACACUACUCAACAACAGAAGUGCUAUUGCGAGCAGGUGUAAGUCGAGAUGCCAGAACCAAAGUGGACAGAACUCCAUUACAUAUGGCAGCAUCUGAAGGCCAUGCCAGCAUCGUAGAAGUCCUACUUAAGCAUGGUGCCGAUGUCAAUGCAAAGGACAUGCUCAAAAUGACUGCACUUCACUGGGCUACUGAACAUAACCACCAAGAAGUUGUAGAACUCUUAGUAAAGUAUGGAGCAGAUGUUCAUGCUCAGAGUAAAUUUUGCAAAACGGCAUUAGAUAUUGCAGUGGACAAUGGAAAUGAAGACCUUGCAGAAAUAUUACAGAUUGCUAUGCAGAACCAAAUCAAUACGAAUCCAGAGAGUCCCGACACUGUGACGAUACACGCAGCAACGCCGCAGUUCAUCAUUGGACCUGGAGGGGUGGUGAACCUAACAGAUGAAACAGGAGUGUCUGCUGUACAGUUUGGGAAUUCAUCAACGUCAGUAUUAGCCACUUUGGCAGCUUUAGCAGAAGCAUCAGCUCCACUGUCUAAUUCUUCAGAAACACCAGUUGUGGCCACAGAAGAAGUAGUAACUGCAGAAUCUGUGGAUGGUGCUAUUCAGCAAGUUGUCAGUUCUGGAGGGCAGCAAGUUAUUACUAUUGUUACAGACGGCAUUCAGCUUGGUAAUCUGCAUUCAAUUCCAACCAGUGGCAUAGGGCAACCAAUCAUUGUGACCAUGCCAGAUGGACAACAAGUAUUAACAGUUCCAGCAACAGACAUUGCUGAAGAAACUGUGAUAAGUGAAGAACCGCCAGUGAAGAGACAGUGCAUUGAGAUUGUUGAAAAUCGUGUGGAGUCUGCAGAAAUCGAAGAAAGAGAAACUCUUCAGAAGCAGCUGGAUGAGGCAAACAGAGAAGCACAAAAAUAUCGUCAGCAGCUUCUAAAGAAAGAGCAAGAAGCAGAGGCCUAUCGGCAGAAGCUAGAGGCAAUGAACCGCCUCCAGACUAAUAAAGAAGCUGUUUAAUAAAAAAUGAACAUACUGCAAAGCCUGUUACUUUCAAAAACCUGCAGUACAAUCUUGAACUGUACACUAUAUGGGUACAGACACAGGAUUACAUAAUAGAGAAGAUGCUACAAGUUGAUAACUGGACUUAAACCGUGAGCUCUGGUGAAUUUCUUGUAACAUAAAAACUCUGAA
Indicator indicator is the source of this 1358-nucleotide messenger RNA. It is a transcript of the gene GABPB1, whose product is annotated as GA binding protein transcription factor subunit beta 1. Gene Ontology annotation, biological process: positive regulation of transcription by RNA polymerase II. Gene Ontology annotation, molecular function: transcription cis-regulatory region binding; protein binding. Bases 33 to 1184 code for a protein of 383 amino acids. NCBI's taxonomy places the organism in Eukaryota, Metazoa, Chordata, Aves, Piciformes, Indicatoridae. The record is from RefSeq and is a predicted model, not a curated record. The transcript has 9 exons. Gene Ontology annotation, cellular component: nucleus.